AUGCAGCGUCAAUGCCGUCUCCCCGAAGACCACGCCAAAUUCUACGCCGCAGAAAUUUGUAUCGCCAUGAACUUCCUUCACGAACGUCAGAUUGUCUAUCGUGAUCUCAAGUUGGAUAAUGUGCUAAUGGAUCUAGAGGGCCACAUCAAACUCACAGACUACGGCAUGUGCAAAGAGGGCAUCUCCGAUACCAACCUCACGUCGACAUUCUGUGGCACUCCCAAUUACAUUGCUCCAGAAAUUCUGAGAGGCGAAAGCUACAGUUUCAGCGUGGAUUGGUGGGCACUGGGUGUUUUAAUGUUCGAGAUGGUCUCCGGACGUUCGCCGUGGGAAGGCAUCGGUUCAUCCAACAAUCCCGACCAAAACACAGAAGACUACCUCUUCCAAGUUAUCCUCACAAAGCCUAUUCGAUAUCCUCGGUCCAUUUCCGUGAAAGCCAGUAACAUUCUUCAGCGGUUCCUGAAUAAGGUAAAAAUCGAAACUUAA
Molecule: messenger RNA, 486 nt
Organism: Rodentolepis nana
Lineage: Eukaryota; Metazoa; Platyhelminthes; Cestoda; Cyclophyllidea; Hymenolepididae
Source: the annotation of a GenBank genome assembly